AUGACGAACAUAGUAUGCUCCAGCUUGCUAUUUCAAUCGAUGAGCGCAAUCACGGCCCAUCUUCAUCGCUCAUUCUGGUCCUGCAUCGCACUUCGUUCUUUCCUAAUGCUCUGUUCAAAGCAUCUCCGCACCAGUUCACAACAGGCAUAUCAACGCGCCGGUUCGAUGGCCACAUCAUAA
This is a messenger RNA of Heterobasidion irregulare TC 32-1, 180 nucleotides long. RefSeq lists its product as uncharacterized. The record is from RefSeq and is a predicted model, not a curated record. The transcript has a single exon. NCBI's taxonomy places the organism in Eukaryota, Fungi, Basidiomycota, Agaricomycetes, Russulales, Bondarzewiaceae. The coding region runs from base 1 to 180 and encodes 59 amino acids.